AUGAUUCUGAGGAAAGUAUGGGGAUCGGUGUGGAACCGAUCGAGUAGCGGCAAAGAAUCGGUGACGAGUCAUCGGACGAUUCAGGUUCCUCUGUCGUCUUCGUCUUCUCUAGGUGCCUUCGAUCAAUUACCGAUGGAUAUACUAGUUCAGAUACUGAUGAUGGUGGAGCCAAGAGAUGCUGUGAAAUUGGGAUUAACGUGCAAAGCCUGGAAAUGUUUGGCUGGUGGUAAUCGUCUCUGGAUAUUCUAUCUCCAGUGUUCUCAAGAGCCAUGGGACUCCAUUUUCUUCGCCGAAACAAGUUUGCGUUCCGGUUAUCCUCUCCGAAUGCUCUCUAGUCAAUCAGGGGAAUUGUCCUUCAUGCGCAUUUAUGGUCAGAGAGCACAAGUUCCUGGUUCUGUAAUCAUUGAUGGUGGUUCUGGAUAUUGCAAGUUUGGGUGGAGUAAGUAUGCUUCACCUUCUGGACGUUCUGCAACUUUUCUGGAAUUUGGCAACAUCGAGUCACCAAUAUACGCUAGACUUCAACAGUUCUUUGCAACCAUUUUCACCAGGAUGCAGGUAAAGCCCUCCAUGCAGCCAAUAGUGGUGUCACUGCCCCUCUGCCAUUUUGAUGAUACUGAAUCGGCCAAGGCAUCAAGGCGGCAACUUAAGACUGCUAUCCUUAAUGUCUUGUUUGACAUGAAUGUUCCUGCAGUGUGUGCAGUUAAUCAGGCUAUUUUGGCUCUAUAUACUGCACGACGGACAUCUGGAAUUGUUGUUAACAUUGGCUUCCAAGUCAUAACCAUUCUUCCAAUUUUGCAUGGCAGGGUGAUGCGCCAGGUAGGUGUAGAAGUCAUUGGUUUUGGAGCAUUGAAACUCACUGGCUUCCUUAAGGAGAAGAUGCAAGAGAACAACAUUGCCUUUCAAUCACUCUACACUGUUCGUACUCUAAAGGAGAACCUGUGUUAUGUGGCUCUCGACUAUAAAGCUGAACUUUCAAGAGACACACGAGCUUCAAUGGAAGUUGCAGGUGAAGGAUGGUUUACUCUGUCCAAGGAGCGUUUCCAAACAGGGGAAAUAUUAUUCCAACCACGUCUUGCUGGGAUGCGUGCAAUGAGUUUGCAGCAGGCAGUCGCGCUCUGUAUGGACCACUGUGAUGCAGCGGGACUUACAGGUGAUGAUAGCUGGUUUAAGACCGUAGUACUAACUGGAGGAGGCGCGUGUUUGCCAGGACUUGCAGAAAGGCUAGAGAUAGAACUCCAAGACCACCUUUCUUCAUCUAUUUGCAAUGGAGUCAGAGUAAUCCCUCCUCCUUGUGGCGUGGACACAGCAUGGCAUGGGGCGAAGCUUAUCAGUAACUUAAGCACCUUUCCUGGUCCUUGGUGUAUCACAAAGAAGCAGUUCCGUCGCAAGCCUAGACUAAAUCUCUGGUGA
Molecule: messenger RNA, 1410 nt
Organism: Arabis nemorensis
Lineage: Eukaryota; Viridiplantae; Streptophyta; Magnoliopsida; Brassicales; Brassicaceae
Source: the annotation of a GenBank genome assembly